AUGGCUUCGGAAUCCGUCAACCAGCUUCACUUCCUCUUGAUUCCCUUACUAGCCCCUGGCCACACCAUCCCCAUGAUUGACAUCGCCAAACUGCUCGCACAGCGACCCAAUGUCAAGGUCACCAUUGUCACCACACCCAUCAACGCCAUUCGAUACAGCCCUACCCUUCAAGACCACAUCAACUCCGGACUCCCCGUGCGUUUCCUUGAACUCCCAUUUCCGGCGGCUGAGGCUGGACUACCGGAGGGAUGCGAAAGCGCCGAUGCUUUACCUGGUCUACAUCUACUCCCAAACUUUUCCGUUGCAGUUGACAUGCUACAAGAGAGACUCGAACAACGUUUUGAUUCGCUGGAGCCUCGGCCUAACUGUAUUAUAUCCGAUAAAUACAUGCUCUGGACUGCUGAUACCGCGAUCAAAUAUCAAAUACCCAGAAUCAUAUUUGAUGGUAUGAGUUGUUUCAAACAGGUGUGUACUCAUUAUCUUUACGCCUCCAAGGUGCUCGAUGAUUUGCCUGACUCAGGACCUUUCAUUCUCCCUGGAUUACCUGAUCGUAUUGAGAUAACCAGAGCACAACUCCCGCCCGAAUUCAACCCUAGUCCUUUCGCUUCACCUGAGCAUCUUGAAAAAGUAAGAGAAAUCGAGUCAAAAGCUUCCCUUAAUUACGGGAUAGUAAUCAAUAGCUUUGAGGAGUUAGAGCAAGAAUACGUUCACGAACUCAAGAAGCUAAAAGGAGGUAAAGUCUGGUGUCUAGGACCUUUAUCGCUAUCAAACAACAACGAUUUGAGUAAAUCCCUAAGAGGAAAUAGCACCUCAUCAAUCGAUGAUCAGCAUUGCUUGAAGUUUCUCGAUUCCAAAAAACCCAAAUCUGUAAUCUACGCCUGCUUGGGUAGCAGCAGUCAGGUCAUCCCUGCACAACUGAUCGAGUUAGGUUUAGGGUUAGAAGGAUCUAAUCACCCAUUCAUAUGGGUGAUUAGAGCAGGUGAUAGAGCGGAAGAACUCGAAGAAUGGAUAACACAAAAUGGGUUUGAAGAAAGAAUAAAAAACAGGGGGUUAAUAAUCAGAGACUGGGCCCCACAACUCCUGAUCUUAUCACACCCUUCAAUUGGGGGGUUCUUGACUCAUUGUGGGUGGAAUUCGAUUCUCGAAGGGGUUUCUGGUGGAAUCCCGUUGAUAACUUGGCCUCAGUUUGCAGAGCAGUUUCUGAAUGAGAAGUUAGUGGUUGAAGUGUUGCGGAUUGGUGUGAGUGUUGGAGCUAAAGUUAUGGUGCAUUGGGGUGAGGAAGAUCGGUUUGGGGUUACAGUGAAGAGUGAGGAGGUGAAGAAGGCGAUAGAGAAAGUAAUGGAUGAUGGGAUUGAAGGAAAUGAGAGAAGAAAAAGAGUUAAAGAACUUGGAAUGAAGGCAAAUAAAGGAAUAGAAGAUGGAGGCUCUUCUUACCUCAACUUGUCACUACUUAUACAUGAUGUUACACAACUUGCAAAAAAUUAA
Messenger RNA from Lactuca virosa, 1485 nucleotides. NCBI's taxonomy places the organism in Eukaryota, Viridiplantae, Streptophyta, Magnoliopsida, Asterales, Asteraceae. The record is from the annotation of a GenBank genome assembly.